AUGGACCCAGGGACCACUGUGUACAGUCCGUCUGCCUUCAGUUACCCGUCCAGGAGUGAGACAGGGGCCAGGGCCACUGAUACCUGGAGAGCUGCUGCCCUCACAUCCGAAUGCCCUGUGUGUGAGCCAUGGGGCCAAGAGGAGCCCACAGCGAUGGAGAGCCAGGCCCCGUUCAAAGAAGGCAGCCAUCAGCUCCAGAAGCAGCCGGCGGUGGGACAGUGGAAGCCGCUGGCAUCAUCCAGUGGUGGGAAGGAGCUGCCGCAGUUGGAUCCUCGCUGCAGGGAGGCAGGUGGGGGAGACGACGACCAAUCCACGGCGCAGCUCAAUGUCUCCCGCCUGCGCAGCUCCUCAGUGGAGAUCCGUGAGAAGGGAUCAGAGUUCCUGAAGGAGGAGCUCCACAGAGCACAGAAGGAGCUGAAGCUGAAGGAUGAGGAAUGUGAGAGGCUGUCAAAGGUCAGAGAGCAGCUGGAGCAGGAGCUGGAGGAGCUGACAGCCAGUCUGUUCGAGGAAGCGCACAAGAUGGUAAGAGACGCAAACACUAAGCAGGCAGCGUCAGAGAAGCAGCUGAGGGAGGCGCGAGGAAAGAUCGACAUGCUGCAAGCAGAGGUGACUGCUUUGAAGACUCUAGUGAUCACUUCCACACCUUCCUCUCCAAACCGGGAGCUGCACCCCCAGCUCCAAAGCCCCUCCAAAGCUGUCUUCAGGAAAGGGCACGGGCGGAACAAGAGCGCCAGCAGCGCAGUAGUCACAGCCACCAGCCAGAGCUUGCCCGUGGAGUCAGUCAGCAACGAGUGCAAAGAGGUCGACUCCAUCCUAUUCGCCGAGUUCCAGGCCUGGAAGGAAUCCCCGACUCUGGAAAAAUCCUGCUCCUUCCUGGAGAGGAUUUACCGGGAAGAUGUGGGGCCCUGCCUGGACUUCACCAAACAGGAGCUAUCAGAGCUAGUGCGGGAGGCCGUGGAACAGAACACGCUCACCAUAGAGCCCGUGGCUACCCAGGCACUGCCCGUGGUGAAGGUGUCGGCGAUGGAAUGUGGCGGACCAAACGGGUUCCGGUCGCAAAUUGUAACGAAGUGCGCUCUGAGUGGCCUGUCCCGAGCCUGCAAACACCGCAUCAAGCUGGGGGAUUCUGGGAACUAUUAUUACAUCUCACCAUCCUGCAGGGCCAGGAUCACAGCCGUAUGCAACUUCUUCACCUACAUUCGCUACAUCCAGCAGGGCUUGGUGAGACAGGAUGUGGAGCUGAUAUACUGGGAAAUCAUGCGGCUCAGGAGGGAAAUGUCCAUGGCCAAGCUGGGCUUCUACCCCAGUGCGAUGUAGGCUGGGCCUCGCUGUCUGAAGGGAGCUGCCCCAGCACGAACGUCAUGUACUCCAGUAGACAGACAGACUGAGGCAGCGCGUCUAUGCCGACGGGGUUCCCUCCUUCUCCCAGCCUGACGUGAACCGCAGAGGGGAGGAGCAGAGUUCCCCUGUCCAAAGGCCUCCUUGCUGCCGUUCUCACAGUGACUAUGAGAUACAGACACCCCCACCUCCCCCCAGAGAUGGGCUGGUCCUUUGAGCUCUGGGGGGUGGCCAGCGCUAAGUUCUGUCCAUAGUGGACCCUUUUCUCUAUGCUGCCUAUAGCCAGUUUUUUUAAUUUUAUACACAAUCUUGCUUCUGCGGAUUCUCCGAGACCUGCUGUGCACGAGGCGGGUCCUGGGCUCCUCUGUUUGGCAGAGGGUCCUUUGGCACCGAACUGCAACUGGGACUUCCCACAUCCACCCCUCUGCCUGAGCGAGGCAGGGGUGCAGUAUUGCUCGGCUAUGCCCCCAGCCCUCACUGGUGCCCCCUGCAAAUGCCAGCACCGCACAGUAAUCUCACUGAGAGCCAUGCAAAGCAUGUUUUCCAAGUGCUUCCCUGCUCCUCUGGCAGUCACCUGUAGGAGUCACUUUCCAUUCGCUCAGUCACAAAGAGGGGUUUGAUUCUCUUUUCAGCUCAGGGUUUGGUUUUGUAACCCAGCUCAGAGCUGCCGCUGGGAGAGCUACAGCGUAGGCCAAAGCUCCGUGCCUGGGGCCUCGGUCGCAGUGCAAAUGGAAAUUGCAGAACAGAAACCUGGCCACAGCUAUGCUGAGGUUGGCUGUACUAGGCUGCAGACAGUGUCUCUUCAGGUCUUUGUGAGGCAGCGGUGCCCGGCUAUGGUCACUGCAGGAAUGAGCAUCUCCCUAUUGCUCUGCUAUAAACCCCAGCCAAGGACAGAUGCCUCCUAGCCACUCCUGUUUCUAGGCUGCGGCCUCAGGCAUUCACCUCCCUGCUGUCCCAAUAUAAACUCCAGCCUGGGGCUGUCUCCUCUCUGGCUUUCCUUAUAGCCCCCAACUCAGGCAGUUGCUACUCAGUGGCCAGUUAUAGGCUCUGGCCCUGGGCAUUCACUUCUGUGCUGCUCCAUUAUAGAUUAAGGCCAGAAGGAACCAUUAAAUCAUCUAGUCUGACCUCCUGUAUAACAGAGGCUGUAGAAUUUCACCCAGCGACUCCUGUAUUGGACCCGAGCCUUGCCAGUGCUUCAGGGGUGAAAGUAACUUAAGGCACUUACCGGUACGCAGGGCGGCCGGGGUCCUGAGUAAGGUUGGGGGGGCAGGGCUGGGGCCAGACUCCCCCAGCCAGCCCUUCAUUUAAAGGGCCCGGGGCUGCUGGACGUC
Molecule: messenger RNA, 2669 nt
Organism: Terrapene triunguis (Three-toed box turtle)
Lineage: Eukaryota; Metazoa; Chordata; Testudines; Emydidae
Gene: RAB3IL1
Product: RAB3A interacting protein like 1
Exons: 11
Coding region: 1-1317 (438 amino acids)
Biological process (GO): exocytosis
Cellular component (GO): Golgi to plasma membrane transport vesicle
Molecular function (GO): guanyl-nucleotide exchange factor activity
Source: RefSeq, a predicted model, not a curated record